Messenger RNA from Drosophila sulfurigaster albostrigata, 4357 nucleotides. RefSeq names its product solute carrier family 35 member F3. The record is from RefSeq and is a predicted model, not a curated record. Bases 1077 to 3395 code for a protein of 772 amino acids. The transcript is spliced from 10 exons. Lineage: Eukaryota; Metazoa; Arthropoda; Insecta; Diptera; Drosophilidae.
GCCACGCAGCCUGUGCGAAAAUCCAGCCUAUUAAACUGAUGGGGAAUGGAAUGGGGAAGUAUGGAAGAACUCUCGUCUGAUUACCGAUCAUUAUAAAGCUAUUAAAACGCAUCGAUGUGUUGGGCAAAUGGUCGGAGGGGGCGUCGGCAAGUUAUGUAUUUGCGUAGGCGCUCUUAAUAUUUAAUGUUUCAAUUAGAAUGUCAUUAUCGGAGACAAGCUGAAUGCCCAAUGGGACAACGGCUCAAAAGACAAUUCGAAGGACGCAGGCACAAUUUGGCUGGCCUUGCAAGUGGAGGGGCGAAGGAAAUAGAAAGGGAAAGGAAGAGGAAGAGGGAAAGGCCAUAGGUCAUGGAAGUGUGGGAGUGUGGGAGUGGGGGCAUAUUUAAUGCUGCACUAAAAGUUGAACAAAUUGCCCCACUUGCUGUAUGUGUGUGGCAGCAACAACUGACUGUUUAUUGUCCACUCAGACGGCGUUGACUUUGGCUCAACUUGACCUGCUGCUGCUGCUGUUGCUGCUGCUGCACAUACAUUCAUAAUAUACGGCCCCAUUGUUAUGUGUGGCCAGCUGUGUGUGGAAUCAAUGUUAUCCUUCUCCAGUCCGACUACGAAUGCGAGUGCGAGUUGAGCAUUUAGCAAUGAAACAAGGCUGCCUUGAGUUCAGUUGAGUUGAGUUGGGUCCGAGUUAGGCGUAUGCAAAUUAGUAAGUUUUGUGGUCUGCGUGAUUUGGGUGUGUGAAAUUCGCCCUUUGCUUGUUACUCGUACAAGCCAUUUGGAGCCGUCGCCUGCAAGUUGGCCAUCACAAGGGAAUUGAGUCUUGAGCUUUGCGUGUGCCUCUGGCUGCCUUCUGCCUCUAAUCGCGCUCAGCACGUGAGCUUCGCGUUCCACGUUGAGACGUAUCUGACAAUUAAACCCUUGCUCUAUAUCGAAGGAUAUCCCUAAUUCUGGUGUUAAUUUCUUAUGCUUAAUUACCAAACUGAACUUUUACUCCUUUAGCCAACAACAACAACACAAGACUUCGGUGGACACUAUGAACGUCAUCAGCAGCAGCAACAUCUUGAGGCAAUAAUGACAAUAGCAUGACGCGCGACGGCGAAAUUCCAGCCAUCUUCAAUCCGAAACGCGUGCGCACUCCAUCUGUGGUGGUCACCGGCGACUCCUCCUCGAAUGGUCCCUACAACAACAACAACACAAGCGGCGGAGGUGGCGGUGGAGGCCCAACAACUGUAGUUGGCAAUAAUGGCACCACAGGCGGGGGAGGAGCGGGUGGUGGAGGCGGUGGCGGUGGCAUCGCCAGCAGCAGCAGCGUUGGCGGCAUCGGUUGUGGCUUUAGCAAUGUGCUCACCUCAAGCAACCCGCAAAUAACCCACCAAGAUUCAAUAUCAUCCAGCCAACAGGAUCCCAAUGAAGUGAUUACCAUCCAAGCGGACACACCAACUGGCACACAUGGUUCCCAACACAACUUUGGCAUCGGUGGAGUUGUCGGUGGCGUUGGCGGUGGUGAUUCGAGCGAUACACAGACUGCCACCCACCUGGCCAUCGAUCAUCCGCCCAAUGGGCAGACUGUCGAGGAUGGCGAGGUGCGGUUCCGCAAGCUCAAGGCCUGCCAGGAGAGCUGCUGCUCCGAGUUGGCCAAAAAGAUGUACUUCGGCGUCUGCGUCACCAUUUUGGUAACUGCCUCGUGGGUGGGCGCCACACACUGCAUCAAGUACAUGUAUCUGUAUCGUGCACCCUACGACGAUGAGCUGGACGAUGAUCUGGACACAUCGUCGAGUCGCGCUGAACUGAGCACCGAACUGGAGGACAUACUGGCCAUAAGCGAUUCAUCGCUGCAUCAUGUCGAAGACGCCACCGAGAUGUUCAACAUACCACCGCGACAGCCCGUCUACUUUAGUGCUCCGUUCUUUGCCGCCUGGUUCUUUACCAACUUCUCACUGCUCUUCUUUCCCAUCUAUAUACUGGGCCUGAUAUCUGCCCGCAAGUGCGAUAAGCUCAGCGAGAUUCUGGCCGAUGUGCUGCGGGGAUUUCGCGAGCGUGGUUUUACCAUAGGUCGCUUCCUCAAUCGCUGCCUAUCCUUUUGCAUCCUGUGGCUGGUGACUACGUAUCUGUAUACACUGUCGCUGCACGUACUCUUUGCCACAGAUGCAUUGGCGUUGUUUGCCACAAAUGUUGCCUGCGUCUAUCUGCUCUCCUGGGUCAUACUGCAUGAGCAAUUCGUCGGAGUGCGGAUUGUGGCUGUUAUCCUGUGCGACACGGGCAUCGCACUGUUGGCCUAUAUGGAUGGCAUUACGGAGAGUCGCACAUUGGGCGGCGUUGUUCUGGCCACGUUAGCUGCUGCCGGCUAUGCCGUGUUUAGGGUUAUGUUCCGCAAGGUGAUGGGCGAUCCGCCGGUGGGCCAAAUCGCGUUCACAUUCACCGCACUCGGUCUGCUCAAUGCUCUGCUGCUGUGGCCCGUUGUGCUGGCCCUUUACCUCACCGGAGCCGAGAACCUGUCGUCGGAAAGCAUACCAUGGAACAUUUUAUUAGCAGCAAGCGUGCUGCUUCUGGUUUUCCACGUACUAAUGCAGUUCAGCGCCGCCGUUACCUACAACAUGUUUGUGACAUUGGGUUUGAUAACCGCUGUGCCCGUUUCUGGCGCACUCGACGUCAUCCUGUACAGUGCGACAUUUGCGGGCAUGAAACUCGCCGGGGUUAUUCUGAUUGCCAUUGGUUUUUUCCUCGUCAUGUUCCCCGAAAACUGGCCCGAUUAUAUAACACGUCUGCUACGAAAGAGCGUUCGUGCCAUACUCCGUUACCAAUGUUGUUGUGAAUUAGCCGAAAUUCGCUAUGCUCAUUCGAAGCAUCAUAAUGCUGGGUCACAAUGCGAGAUGGGGUCGCGGCCCUCGGAGCGGUACUUCAACAGGUCAGCAUCCCACCAUUAUCGACUAUCGGACGGGAUACAUAAGGUCCCAUCUUCGUUCACCCUCUGGCCGUGUGAGAUGACUGAUCUAUCGCCAACUACAACUGGGUUUCUGCAUGGCGGCAACACCAACGCCAACGCACACCACCAACAUCCGCCACACCACCACAGCCAACACCAUUUGCAGCAACUAUUCCAACAACGUCACCACAGCCACCAUCAAAGUCAGCAGCAUCAGCAACAGAAUUUGCAACGCCAGCACUCGCACACAUCCCUCACCAUGAUCCAUCGACAGAGCAGCAGCCACAGCGUCCAUGGCCAUGGAAGUCGGCGGGGUAGCGGCGGCAUUCGUGCCCCGCCCUCGGGCACUGGGCGACUCUUCUCCUACUUUGGCAACGAGCAUGAGCACGAACACGAGCGCAAAAAGUCCGAGACAUCGUUCUUCAAUUUGGGAUUCAGACGCAAAUCCACCGUGGUUUAUUAUGCGCCCACAGAAUAGAAUGAUAAUCAAAAAAGAAAAAGAAAGAAGCUAGGCAAUCGUUAAUGUUUAUCGUUAUCGUUAAUCGCGUGUAUCGAGUGAGGAUCGUGCAUAUCAAAUUUACCUGCAUUUGCAAAUACAAUCAGGCACCUUAGCAGUUACUAAAACACUGACAAAAUUAAUGGUUGCGGUGUACUUACUUACUAUAUCAUUAUCGGAAGUAGGUAAUUUAAUUGUCAAUGUUGUUAGUUGUGAAGAAAAGAAAACAAAAACCACACAUACAGUUCGAAUUUUUGCUCAAAUAUUAAAUAAUUAACACACAUAUUAUAUUACGCUACAAUUAUCAAAAUAUACAGAUAAAGCUACACAGAUUCAGAGACAUAGCUCAUGAUCUACACACACACACACAAGAUAUGUUUAAAAUUUCAAAAUGUCACCAUGUGGAAACCCAAGCACAUUGUAACCCAGAACCAGAAGCAAUGAUACUCGUAGAGUCUUGAUCAAAUUGAGCUCAAAUGAAAUGCCCCUGAAUGUUGUUAACUAAGAUUAGUAAACUCUUUACUGAUAUACGAAAUAAUUUAGUUCAAAAUUCAAAAUCUCGAAAUGGAAAAUUGAAUGAAAUAUCGAAGCCAAUUGUUUUUAGCAAUUAUAUACAUUAAACUUAAAAUUAACGAAAUCUACAAGAAAAAAACAAUAAUAAUACAAAAGAAAUAUUUUAAAAGUAAACCUUACACUGCGGCACAUCUUUAUAAGUCUAGAGAAAUUCGAAAAAAAAAAGAAAUGAGACAUCGUUACAACAAAAUUAAGAUAGGCAUCACCUAAAUUUUAGAUACACCUAGAAAAUAUGACCCGUUUAGUUGUAAGCUCAUUUGUAGCUACUAGAGGCCACAUGAAGUUCCAACAAAAAAAUUAAAAAUAAAAAAAAAUAAGGGCAGAUGAAAUAGUUAAUUGUUUUCAAAGUUUGGCUUGUGUUAAAUGUUAAA